CCACAGUCAGGCUCCUCUCCUUGAGCUGAGUGCCCACGCGCCCGGCCUCAGUUUCCCCAGUCUCCUGGGGGCUCUGCACUUUUCUCUGGAAUGCCACCGCCCCUUCGGAAUUGGUUCAUUCAGCCUGUCCCCAAGGGGCAGACCCAGUGUCCCCAUCUGGUGGCCGAGGCCCAGAGAAGCCCGGCUCAGAUGUUGAGUGGCUUUCCCGGGUCUGGCCCUGGCUUCCCCUGAGCAUCCAGCCUGGGCUGGCAGAGAGGCUGGGCCCCCUCCGGCUUCCUGCCCCGCGGCGCGGGCUGUUGAGUCAGCAGCAGUGCCUGGACUCUGAACUUGCGGGAAGCGAGCGGGGAGAUAAGCCGGGGCCCCCGCCCUCCCUCUAGGCCAGGCUGGGGACACUGCAGGGGGCAGGGGGUGGCUCUGCUGCUGGCCCCCUGCGGGCAGCCGGGGAGGAGGGCCUGGUGGCUGGGAGACCCCAAGCUCACCGCUCUGUGUCUGUGGGCGGGGACUUAGCCUCUCCACGCCUCACAUUUCCUCCUCUGGGAAGGCGUGCGGGCUGGGGACUGUCACCUGCGGGACUCUGCACACCUGUGACACGCCAGGCACGGACUUCAGCCAGAAGCUCCACCCAACGCAGGCGACCGUGACCCAGAAGCCGAGGACCAGAGAGACCAGGAGCUUGUUGGGGACCCCCAGCCCAGACCCCGCACAGGUGGCGUUUGACCUCAGAGCAGAGCGAGCCGGCCCAGAGCUGGGGACGCCAGCGCUGCCUGAGAGCGCACGGAGGACGCGGUGGGCAGACACUGCGCCUGUCGGCAGGGACCCUGACCGCCCGCCGUCCUGUGUCCCUAGUGCCUGGCACGCACAGCAGGCGCUCACCGCAUGGACAGCCGGAGGCCUCGUCAUGACAUCAGAGCUGGGAGCCGGCGGGGACCGCGGAAGGCGGCCGGGCACGGCGGCGCAGGCCUGGGUUUGAGCGUCGGCGCUGCUCGGCUUGCCCUGGGAGCCAGGCGAGUGGCUGGCCGCUGCGUGCCUCGGUCUCCCCAUCUGUGAAGUGGGAGCGAGGAGAGGUUUGUGGGAGAUUAAACGCGGCACUGGAGAAUGUUGGCAGGCGGGAGGCCGUCUCGGCAGCAUCUCAGGGAGGCUGGCUCUGGGGGCCUGGCCAGCCACGGGUUCGAGUCGCGUCUCAGCUCCUUGGGAGCCCAGCGAGCCCCCGUUCCCGCUGUGACCCGGGGGUCGGGGUGAGCCCCGCCGCGGCCUGGCGCCAUGAAGCUGAACGAACGCAGCCUGGCCUUCUACGCCACGUGCGACGCGCCCGUGGACCACGCGGGCUUCCUGCGCAAGCAGGGCGCGGGCCGGCCGGCCGCCUCGCACCGCCGCUGGUUCGUGCUGCGCGGCAACCUGCUCUUCUACUUCGAGGAGCCGGCGGCGCGCCAGCCGCUCGGCGUCGUGGUGCUGGAGGGCUGCACGGUGGAGCUGGCCGACGCCGCCCAGGACUUCGCCUUCGCCGUGCGCUUCGCCGGCGCCCGGGCCCGCGCCUACGUGCUGGCCGCCGACAGCCAGGCCGCCAUGGAGGGCUGGGUGAAGGCCCUGUCGCGGGCCAGCUUCGACUACCUGCGCCUGGUGGUGCGGGAGCUGGAGCAGCAGCUGGCGGCCAUGCGGGCGGGGGGCUGCCCGGCCCCGCCGCGCCGGCCCAAGGAGAACGGCUGCGCUGUGUGGAGCAUCGAGGCCGCCCCCGCCUGCGCCGCGGCCGGGCCCGGGCCCCCGACGCCGCCCCCGCGCCGGAGGGCCUCGGCGCCACACGGGCCUCUGGACGGGCUCCCCUUCGCGCAGCUGCACGAGUGGUACGGGCAGGAGAUCCAGGCGCUGAGGGGCCAGUGGCUCAGCAGCCGUGCCCAGCCCUGAGGUCACCAGAGCUGCUGCUUCUGCCACGCCGUGGUCAAGGCCAGCCCCGAGGGCCGCUGCUGGACUCUGGGGGACUCGCCCGGCCCAGCUGCGGGGACGGGGGGCAGUGUGCCCUGUCCUAAGGAGAAGCCCGGGCCCCAGACCCGGCCAAGGCAGCAGCUGGGGCCUGACCGGCCCACUGGACGUCUGUUCCGCCCUGGCAGCUCCUUCCCGGACCCUGGGUGUGGACAGAGAGGGCCUGGCCGGCCUGGCUCCGGGAGCAGCAGGUGGGGGCGACCAGCGGGGAGGCAGGUGGAGCUCCGUGUCUGAGCAGGGGCUGAGCUGGCCUGGCCCCAGGGCCCUCCCACAGCCUCCUGUCACUCCUAGACUGCAUCUUUGGUCCCUCCUGGGAGCAGUGGCUGCCCCACGGCUGGGGCGGGGCCUCAGGAGCUCAGCUGACCUCCAGCGCUGGGCGGGAGCCCGAACUGACCUUCCUGCAGGUUCACCCAGGGAGGGGAGGCACGCGCUGACUCACCGGCCCGGAAGUGCCCAGGUGCUGGCCGGGGGUGGAGCUGUGGCUCCCGAGCCCUCCCCCCACCCCUGCCCUUGGCAGGUGCGGUCACUGGCCUCCUCUGCUCACCGCAGUGCCACUCUGAUCCAAGGCCGUGAGCCUGCCCCCCCCCCCGGAGUGUUUACAGCCCCCACGCCUGGGCCCCUUCCGUUCCCUGAGGGCUGCCUCUGGGCGCGCGGACUCAACUCACUGCCCUCCCGCCUGUCUUUGGGGGGAGACAUGGGGCGGGUGGGUGUGCAGCCCGCUGCUGGCCCCCGUGGGCUGGGGCUUCCUCGUGAAUUUGACCUCUAAAUACCUGGGGAGGGGGUUUCCUCGUUACAGGGCUUUUGUUUGCUGCUGCUGGGGGACUGGCCCUGCUCCCUCUGCCUGGCGCCCCGCCUUCCCCCCAGCAGGUACGGCUGGGGUCCUGGUGCGUCCUCUCCCCUCCCUACCUUGCAGGGUCCACUAGGAGCUGCCCAGGGCCCUGCGUCCCGGCCAGAGGCAGCCGGCAGGGUGUCAGCCCUGGUCCAGGUUUCCAGACCUGAGGGUACGGCAGCCCUGGUCGCCCCCUCCCCAUGGUACGAGGCGUGGGAGGGAAGACGCCGGGGCUACAAUAAAGGUUUGUC
Molecule: messenger RNA, 3054 nt
Organism: Lepus europaeus (European hare)
Lineage: Eukaryota; Metazoa; Chordata; Mammalia; Lagomorpha; Leporidae
Gene: PHETA1
Product: PH domain containing endocytic trafficking adaptor 1
Exons: 3
Coding region: 1261-1899 (212 amino acids)
Biological process (GO): endosome organization; receptor recycling; retrograde transport, endosome to Golgi
Cellular component (GO): trans-Golgi network; recycling endosome; early endosome
Source: RefSeq, a predicted model, not a curated record